AUGCAGCGCUCUUUAGGAGCACCUACACAGGCCCAUCAUGUUGGAUCCUUGGUCUGGGUGCCUGAACGCAACGCUUUGGAUGCUCAAGGGCAUAAGAAGGCGGCAGGAUGGAUUAAGGGCCGCGUGGUGGCAGAGAAGAAGAAAGCAGGGGAGACUCUACUGGAGGUCCAGACAGACGCGGGAAUUCAGACGCUUGCUCCUGCGGAAUGUCCAUUGCAGAACGAGAGGGACGACACUGUGGAUGACCUUGUGAAGAGCGAUUUUCUGCAUGAACCAGGGAUCCUGCACACUCUGCGCGUGCGCUACACCUUGGACAUGAUAUACACCUACAGCGGCAACAUUCUCAUUGCGGCGAAUCCGCACAAGCGCUUGCGGCACCUGUAUGGGGCCAGAAUGAUGACGCAGUACCGAGGCAUCCCGCUUGGAGAGCUGAGCCCCCAUGUGUAUGCCAUAGCCGAGCAGGCAUUCAAUGCUAUGAUGAUAGACGAGCAGAAGCAAGCUAUCCUCAUCAGUGGCGAGAGUGGCGCUGGCAAGACAGAGAGUGCAAAGAUGGUCAUGCAGUAUCUUGCGCACAGAACUGCACCGCUGCAGUCACCUCAAAAGCCUGGGCAGAAGCCUCAAAUCAAGUCUCAGCAUUCCCAACAGUUCCAGUUGGAGGACAUGAGCAAGCAGGCACCCAUUGAGGAGCAGGUGCUCGAGUCCAACCCGCUGUUGGAAGCUUUUGGGAAUGCAAAGACAGUGCGCAAUGACAACUCCUCCAGAUUUGGCAAGUUUGUGGAAAUUGAUUUUGACGGCGCGGGGAGGGUGUCGGGAGCCAGCAUCAACACGUACCUGCUGGAAAGGUCGCGUGUGGUGUCUGUGAAUGCCCCAGAGCGGUCAUACCACAUCUUCUACCAGCUCUGCGCAGGGGCCACUCCCACCCAGAGAGAAAUGUACAGGCUGGAGCAAGGCGCACAAGGGUUCAGGUACCUGAGUGAGAGCCAGAGCGACGCGGCACCUUGCUUCUCCUUGGAAGAUGUGGACGAUGGCGAAGCCCUGCGCACCACACUUGAUGCCAUGCAGAUCGUGGGCAUAGGUGAGGCUGAGCGCGAGGCAGUGCUGCGCACUGUGGCAGCCGUCCUGCACCUGGGCAAUAUCACCUUUGUGGGUGCUGCAGACGAGGGUGCAGCACCGCGCGACAGCUCAGCAGAGGCUGCGCUUGCCGCUGUCGCCGACCUCCUGCAGGUGGAGGAAGAGACACUGCUGCAGGCGCUGACGUCGCGCGCGAUUGAGACGGUAGGCGAGCGCAUCGUGAAGCGUCUGGACGCAGCGGCCGCCAACGCCUCUCGGGAUGCGCUGGCGAAGAACCUGUAUGCGCGCCUAUUUGACUGGCUGGUGGCGGCCAUCAACCGCAAGAUCAGCGCGCUCGGCACCGGGCAGCGCAGCAAGCGCUCUAUCGGCAUCCUGGACAUCUACGGCUUCGAGUCCUUCAAGGACAACAGCUUCGAGCAGCUCUGCAUCAACCUGGCCAAUGAGCGCCUGCAGCAGCAGUUCAACCAGCAUGUCUUCAAGGGAGAGCAGGAGGAGUAUGCGCGAGAGGGCAUUGACUGGAGCUAUGUGGAGUUCAUCGACAACCAGGACUGCCUGGACGUGCUGGAGGGGUCUCAGGAUGCGCCAUCUCUGGCUGUGUUUCCCCUCAUCGACGAGGCCUGCAGGCUCCCCCGAGCCACAUACCAGGACCUGGCGCACACGCUGCGAACAAGGCUGGCUGACCAUGGGCGGUUUGUUGCACCAAAACGGCCACAGCAUGCUUUUGCGGUCGAGCAUUAUGCUGGGCGGGUCACAUACUCUUCAGAGCUCCUUCUGGACAAGAACAAGGACUUUGUGGUGGCAGAACAUGUGGGUCUGCUGCGGUCUUCAAAGUCGGAUUUCAUCCAGGAGCUCUUUGCAGAGAGCAAUGCCGAGCUUGCAGAGGCCGCAGCCAUCGCUGGUGGCAAGGUGAUGCGGCGAGGGACAAAGAGCGCCUUCAAGCUCAACAGCGUUGGCGCUCAGUUCCGCAAGCAGUUGCAGGGUCUGAUGGGCACGCUGAAGCAGUGUCAGCCACACUUCAUCCGCUGCAUCAAGCCCAACCCCCAGUCGAAGCCAGGUCAGCUGGCGCCACAGUAUGUCCUGGAGCAGCUCAGAGCAGGAGGCGUCUUGGAGGCUGUGCGGAUUGCAUGCGCUGGCUUCCCCACCCGGAAGUUCUUCAGGCCAUUUGUGCAGCGGUAUAUGAUCCUGGUGGCCAACGGGCGGGGCGCAUAUCAUCCCAUGGAUGUCGAAAACAUGGAUCAAGCGCAGGCAGGAGAAUGUGUGCGGAAAAUCCUGCAGGCUGCAAGGGUGGACGGCUGGCAGAUUGGAAAAACAAGGGUGUUCCUGCGAGCGGGGCAGCUUGCGCAGCUGGAGGGCGCUCGAGGUCGGCGGCUGACUGCAUCCGCUCUCACCAUACAGGCCGCUUUCAGGGGUCUCAUGGCGAGGCGGGCGCUGCGUGAUGCUCGGAAGGCGGCCACUCUCAUUGCGGCUACAUGGCGCGGCUACGUGGGCAGGCGGAUGGCACGCCAGCAGCGCCGCGACAACGCCGCCACCCGGAUCGCCGCUGUCUGGCGAUGCCACAGGGCCCGGAAGGCCUUCAAGGCCCACCAGGCCAAUCGGAGAGCAGUCAUCAUCCAGGCAGCCGUGCGCGGCUACCUCACCCGCAGCAGCUUCAGGAAAGCGACAGAGCUGGGCAAGCGGCAGGCGGCCCGGGCUGCCCUGCAAGCCAAGCGGAAUGGCGCUGCCGUGGUCAUCCAGAAGCAUGUCCGCAGGCGGGCGGCCACCAAGAGGGUGGCAGCAAUCCGCAAGGAGGCGGCAAAGUGGCAGGAGCUGGAGGAGAGCAAGCACUUCCUGGAGGCUCAGGUGGCGCAGGUCAGGUCGCGCGAGCAGCAGGAAGCCGCGCGCGCCAACGACUUUGCCGCGCAGGUUGCACGGCUGCAGAGCCAACUCGCAGCUGCCAAGCUGGACGUCCAGACCGCCCGCGAGCAGGCUGCGCUGGCCGCCAUCGAGGCUCCUCUUGGCGAGUUGGCGUCUGCCCUCAGAGCAAGCAGGGAGGAGGUUGCCGCACAGGUGGCAGCUGCAACUGCCAAGGACCGCGAGAACAGCCAACUGUGGGAGCAGGUGAGGAGCGCUGCGGAGGAGUAUCAUGCAGAGUUCGCCGCCAAGGAGGCCACCAUAGCCUCCUUGACUGCAGAAGCUGAGGCUGCGCGCUCACACAUGCAGGCGGAGAUCGACAAACUCCGGUCCGAGAUGGAGGCGGAGGUGGCGGCAGUGAAGGCCGCGAUGCAGAAGCGGGUGGAGGAGGCGGUGGCCGAGACAGAGGCCAAGGCGAGCGGUCUGCGCGAGGCGCGCGAGAAGAACGUGCACUUCAGUGCGCGCGUGGUCGCGCUGAACGCUCGCGUCGCGCAGCAGCAGAAGGAGGCGCGCAACCUGGCCGCCAUCAACGCCUCCCUCACCGCCGAGCUGGAGGAGCAGCGCUCGCUGCGCUCACGCCCUGCAGACCCCGCCCACGAGAAUGGCAACCGCCGCGAGAGGGAGAUGGAGACGCCGACAAAGCAGAGGUUGAUGGGCUGGCGGGCAGACAUGCAGGCCACCAGCUCAGCUGGCAGCCAGCUGAACGAGUGGGCCGGCCUCACCCCCGAGCAAGAAGCACUUCUGGCCGCCCUGCAGGGUGGCGCCAUCGCACGUCGCCUGCCCAUCCUGCAGAUACAGCAUGGUGCAUCUGCCAGCGACUCUAUCGGCAUGCCUGUUGCCGCCUGGCUCCUGGGAGAGUGCCUGCUGCACUGGGCCGUCCGCUGGCGACCUGCUGAGGUGGAUGUGGCAGCUCUGCGGCUGCGGGACUCUAUCCUGACUAGCGCCGAAACGGAAGGAUUGACCUACCAGGGCUACUGGCUCUCCACCACCCUCGCCUUGGGGGCCUUCCUGAAGGUGCGGUCCAUUGGCAAGCGCGACUGCGGCAAUCUAUUCAAGCUGGGUGAUGACAUGAUCCAAUUCGGCGGCCUGCAUGCCCUGCUGGCGGCCAGCGUGUCCGACAUGCUGCCGGUCAACGUCAGCAUCCUGCUGUCCGACGAUGCCAAGCGCCUUGCGCGCGCGGCCACUGCAAAGAUGUCCAGCUCGGGCAUCCAUGCCUAUGAUGAGAUGGCGGCCGCCUCCACCAAAUCCUUCGAGGGCCUCAUGAACUCCCCAUGGAAGGGGCUGCUGGGCGGCUUGAGCAACGUGCUGGAGACGCUGAAGGGAGAGGGUGCGCCUCCGCCGGCCUGCCGAGCGGUGGUGCACGCCGCACUGCGCUAUGUGGAUGCAGAGCUGCUCAAUGCGCUUAUGCUGCGCCGCGAUGCCUGCUCCAUCUCAGCUGUCAAGGCGCUGCAGUCUGGCCUGGCAGACAUCCGAGCGUGGGUGUCCUACAUGGGGGCAGCAUGGUGCGGCGAGGUGGCGGAUGCCGAGGCCGCACUGGAGCACAGCAGCCAGGCCGUGCGCUACCUGCUGGUCGGCAAGGAUGACUGCGUCAGGAAGGCCACAAAGGGCUUCGACAUCACUCCAGACCUGCGGCGCAUGUGCCCCAGCCUGACCCUACAGCAGAUCUACAAGCUGACAGAGCACCACCACGAUGACUGGAUCACCGGCAGCCAGACCACUGACAUACUGGUCCUCCUGCAGACCCUCAAGCGCAUCGUGGACAACACGGGUCCCUCGCAGCCAGGGUCGCCGUCUCAGAAGAGCUCGAGCGCGAACGGGCCCUUUGCCAGCCCGGGCAACAGCAACCCCUUUGCCACGCCUGCCAGCGUCACCUCCCACCACUCCCUGGAGGACGAGGAGACCCUCCUGCUCGACCCCCAGGCGGCGUUUGUGCUGCCGCGCAAGCUGCUGACCGACGCGGCGCGCUACUUUGUGCAAGCGCCCAGGGCUUACCACAGCGCGGCUCCGGGAGUCAGCCUGCUGGACCGCAUCGAAAUGUGCUGCCGCUCGGACGUGCAGCUGCCGCGGCACCUGCGCGACAACCCUGAAUUUGCAUUUCUGAAGGCGGCCGCCUGA
Messenger RNA from Coccomyxa subellipsoidea C-169, 5076 nucleotides. RefSeq lists its product as hypothetical. The transcript has 29 exons. The record is from RefSeq and is a predicted model, not a curated record. The coding region runs from base 1 to 5076 and encodes 1691 amino acids. Gene Ontology annotation, biological process: vesicle transport along actin filament; actin filament organization. Gene Ontology annotation, molecular function: ATP binding; microfilament motor activity; actin filament binding. Gene Ontology annotation, cellular component: myosin complex; vesicle; actin cytoskeleton. NCBI's taxonomy places the organism in Eukaryota, Viridiplantae, Chlorophyta, Trebouxiophyceae, Coccomyxaceae.